Molecule: messenger RNA, 621 nt
Organism: Penaeus chinensis
Lineage: Eukaryota; Metazoa; Arthropoda; Malacostraca; Decapoda; Penaeidae
Product: craniofacial development protein 2-like
Exons: 1
Coding region: 1-621 (206 amino acids)
Molecular function (GO): catalytic activity
Source: RefSeq, a predicted model, not a curated record
AUGCAAAGAUACUCUUGGCAUCUUCUGGGUCUGUGUGAGAUCAGAUGGACAAAUUUUGGCGAGACGACAACAGAGGAGGGCCACCUUCUUUUCUAUAGUAGUGAACCAGGUAGGCACAUGUACGGUGUAGGGCUCCUGGUACACAGAGACAUCAAGGCCUCUGUACUGGGAUGUCGUCCGAUCUCAAGUAGGCUCAUUACCAUCCGCCUCAAGCAAACACCUUUCAACAUCACAGUCAUACAGGCAUACGCACCAACCUCAAAGCAUAGUGAUGAAGAAGUAGAGGACUUUUAUACUCAGGUGCAAGAUGCCAAUGACAAAGCACCAAAGAAAGACAUUUUUAUCCUCCAAGGUGAUUUGAAUGCUAAAGUGGGUAAAGAUGCUCAAAAAGACUGGAAAGACUCAUGCGGAACAAGUUGUAACAGGGAAACUAACACUCUUGGCAACCACAAGACCUCGAGGAAAUGGACCUGGCACCACCCUGAUAAAAUUCGCCACAGUCAGGUCGACUACAUCAUGAUGCCUCGGCACUUCAAGAGUGGAAACAAAGAAGGAAGCACCUGCACCUUCCCAGGUGCUGACAUAGGUAGCGAUCACGACUUGGUCAUGAUGAACUACUGA